GUUUUUUGUUUUGGUUUUGUUUUGCAUUGGCAUUCGGUUCUUGCUUGUGCUGGCAAACUGAGAAGAGCGUCGGUCAUGGCCUACUCGCUCUGUCCACUGUUGCUCUUGCUGUUGACCAGCUGUUCCUGGUCUUCGUGCCGAGGCCAGGUGCUUCCGAGCGAAGCUUUGCUGCGAUGGAGCGCGUACGAAAUGGGAGCCAUGAUAUCUUGGAAUAUUGACACCAUGGACGGCAUCCAGGGCUGUAACAUACACAUGCCUGCACUGCCGGAACCGAAGCUCUUCGAUACGGCAGUGAACGUUGACUUUGAAUCAUGGGCUAAGGUCAUGCAGUCCGUCGGAAUCCGCUAUUGUGUGCUGACAGUGAAACAUGGCUGUGGAUUCACACUCUGGCCGAGUAAGGUCACCGGUAUCUCUGGACUGCCCGUGUACAACUACACGAUCGCAAACAACCCUCUUUUUGCCAAGCGUGACCUACUUGCUGAGUUUGUAGCAGCUAUGCACAAGUACAACAUUCAGCCAGGUUUCUACUACAGCUUGGGUAGCAAUGUCUAUUUGGGUGUUGCUAGUGGUAAAGCCAGCCCUCCUUCCACUAAACCCAUUCCAGGACAAAUCAUUCUUGAGCAAGACGCCUACUAUGAAGUGGUUUAUCAACAUAUGAUUGAGCUUCUGUCUGCGUAUCCAAACGUUACGGAGAUGUGGUAUGACGGCGGUGUUCCUGAGCCCAUCCAUGCCAGAUUGGUCGCUGCCUACCAGAAGUACGCGUCGGAGACUGUCGUGUUCCAAGGAUUUGGCUUGACACCGAACGCGGUGAGAUGGGUGGGCACGGAGAGUGGCCACCCUACCCGGGAUAUGUGGUCAACUUCUGACGCGGCCGGUGGUCCCAGCGUCGACGGCGACUACUGGUAUCCAGCGGAGUGCGACACCACCAUGCAGAACCAUGACAAUUGGUUCUUCAACAAGGACGCCGGCUCUCGCUCCCUGGAGGAGAUGAAGAGCGUGUACCACGACACGGUGGGUAACAACUGCAACCUCAUGCUGAACCUUGCGCCUGACACCACCGGCACCGUUCACUACCUGAAACGUACCGCGCUCUCGGCGACUUCAUCUCCAUGUGUUACCCUAGCAACGUCAGCCAUUACGCUGCGCACGUCGUCAAGCCGACGCCGAUCGGCAACGCGACGUUCACGCUCAAGGCGGGCGCGGCCGUGGCCGCCGACCGCGUCGUGCUGAUGGAGAAUCAGACGGGAGGCGAGUGCGUUCUGGAGUACAUGACGCAAGUCUACUCCGGCGGUGACCUGCUGCAUAUGGUUCCGGGCAAGUGGCUUGGGCACAAGCGCAUCGUUCUCCUGCCCAAGACAUACCACGUUGACCAUGUGGUUGUGUCCGUCACCAAGCAGCGUCCCAACUGCCCGCCGCAGCUCGAUCUCAUCGCCCUGGCACAGUGUGGCGCCUUCUAGGCUCUUGGUUGUAUUUGUAUUUAUGGAUUCUCCGUGGGGCGUGUAACUCACACGUCCACACCGGAUUAGUACUCGUGGCCCGUGCAACAUAGGGGGCCACGAAAUUGCACGAAUGCGAACCAGCGUGUGUUCGUUUUAGCUUUGGCGAACUGCUAGUCUACCGCAAUUCCUGUGCCUUUCUCUUUCACUCUUUUACUCGUCAACAUUAGACAUAGGGCUGAAACGGUUAUGGUUUCUAAUUGAUCGGCUAACCGGAAUCCUAACGCUCAACCAAACUGUUUUAACCUCAACUGCGUUUCAUCUUCUCUCUCUUUCACUCUUUCGCUAGUCAAUAUUUGAACUAGGGCUGAAACGGUUAGAGUGUUCAGCUGAUCGGCUAACCGGAAUCUUGGCGUUUAGCCGCACGGUUCCAACUUACAGGCGCAUACCCUAAUUCCAUGUGCCAUUGUGUUUA
This is a messenger RNA of Sycon ciliatum, 1911 nucleotides long. RefSeq lists its product as uncharacterized. Gene Ontology annotation, biological process: glycoside catabolic process; fucose metabolic process. The record is from RefSeq and is a predicted model, not a curated record. The coding region runs from base 76 to 1230 and encodes 384 amino acids. NCBI's taxonomy places the organism in Eukaryota, Metazoa, Porifera, Calcarea, Leucosolenida, Sycettidae. Gene Ontology annotation, cellular component: lysosome. Gene Ontology annotation, molecular function: alpha-L-fucosidase activity. The transcript is spliced from 7 exons.